UAAUAGUAAUAAUAAUAAUAAAUAAGAAAUAAUAUACUAAUAAAUGAUAAGGAGCAGUAGAGACCCAAAAAGGAUACAUUUUCAAGGGGGCAGGAAAAUAUCGCUUCUGUAGAAAAAUAUGUUUUUGCUUUUAUUUUUAUUUAAUUUUUAAUUUUGUUAUUUUAAUUCACAAACGGUCCGCGUUUGUUGUGAGUAGAUUUUGUUUGUUUUCUUGCUGAAAUAAAUAUUGGGAAUUUUUUGAGGCUGCGGAGCUUCUUUUAUGUGUUGCUACUUUAAACUUUUUGGUGUGUGUGGUUGUGUCUUCAUUUUGGCCUAGCAGGAACAGGACGCUCUAUCAUGGUGAUACUGAUGAAAAGUUCAUUUCUUUACUGCGUGUGCCAGCAGGGAAUUUUGUCAUUUACUGUUUGAAACUUAGAUGCUGAGGACGAUGAGAAUUUGGGUUUUGUCUGUCUGUGGUCUGCGCUUCUGAAAUGAGAUUCUGAUUCAAAAAUGGUGAGGUUGGAAGUGAGAGAGUGUAAUAGAAGUUGGAGAAUUCCUCCAUUCCUUGGAUGUGUAUGUUCUGGCCUUCAUGCAGCUUUAGGUGGAUAGCAAUGGAGGGAUCAUCUGAGUCUGCUUGUCAGAAAUCUAGUAGUUCUAGGGGAUUGAAUACUUCAAGAAUCUCUAACCAAAAUCCGAGGCUUCUACAAUCUAGUAGGAUUGGCUUGUCUGGUGAAGUUUUGCAUGACUCUGGGUUUAGAAAGCAAAGGGGUAGUAGGGAUUUGAUUGGUCACGCUGAUCAAUUCCAGAAUCAGGGUGGUGGUUCAUCCGGAGUUUGUGAGGAUGAGGUAGCGGUGGACCCCAUUGUUCGUGCCAUUGAAUGGGGUGAUGUAAGCUUGAGACAGUGGUUAGAUAAACCAGAAAGAUCGGUUGAUGUAUACGAAUGCUUACACAUAUUUAGACAAAUAGUGGAAAUUGUGAAUGUGGCACAUUCCCAAGGAAUUGUUGUUCAUAAUGUACGGCCUUCUUGCUUUGUCAUGUCGUCUUUCAACCAUGUCUCCUUCAUAGAGUCUGCAUCUUGUUCAGAUUCUGGCUCUGAUACUCUGGAAGAUGGGCCAAACAGCCCAUGUUUGGAGGUGAAGAAUUUGGCCUCACCUUUGCCUGGGGAUUUGCAUCAGCAAAGAAGCAACGUGGGCAGUGAAGAUUUUCGACCCAUGACAGCUACAACAAAUGCUUUGUCUGAAACAAGUUGCAUGCAGUCAAGCUCAAUCAAUGCAGCACAUGAAUCAUUGGUACAAGAAGCUGAAGAAAAUAGAAGCAAAGGAAGGAGUGGUACUGAAGUAGAAGAGAAGAAACAACCAUUUCCAAUGAAACAGAUAUUGCUUAUGGAGACAAACUGGUACACCAGUCCUGAAGAGGUUGCUGGUGGUCCAAGUUCCUGUGCAUCAGACAUUUAUAGAUUGGGGGUUCUACUUUUUGAGUUAUUUUGCCCAUUCAGCUCAAGAGAAGAAAAGAGCAGGACUAUGUCUAGUCUGAGGCAUCGAGUACUUCCUCCUCAGUUGCUGCUAAAAUGGCCAAAAGAAGCUUCAUUUUGCUUAUGGCUACUUCACCCUGAACCAAAUAGUCGUCCUCAAAUGGGUGAAUUAUUACAGAGUGAGUUCCUUAAUGAACCUAGAGAUGACUUAGAAGAACGUGAAGCAGCAAUAGAGCUUAGACAGCGAAUAGAGGAACAAGAAUUGUUGUUGGAGUUUCUUCUGCUUAUACAACAAAAAAAACAGGAAGCAGCAGAUAAGUUACAAGAUGCCCUUUCUUUCCUGUGUUCUGAUAUUGAAGAAGUUAUGAAACAGCAAAUGAUUCUUAAGAAAAAGGGUGGGUCGUGCACAGAACUGACUAAGGAAGAUAACUCAACAUCAAGUCUUCCUUCAAUGGAUAUUGCUAAUGAUGAUGACUCUACUAGCCUGGGGUCCAGAAAACGUUUCAGACCAAGAUUGCAGAUUCACAACAUGGAAGAGUGUGAUGACAACCUAGAUGCUGACACUGAAAAUCAAGAAAGCAUUCUUUUUAGAAAUUCUCGAUUGAUGAAGAACUUCAAGAAACUAGAGUCAGCAUAUUUUUUGACGAGAUGCAGGCCGAUCAAGCCAUCAGGGAAACCACUGUUUAGACAUUCACCCCUAAGUAGUGAUGGUAGGGGUUCUAUUGUUGUAACUGAAAGAAGUUCUGUUAGUAAUUUGGCAUCGAAAGACCGGUAUAGUGAGGGUAGACAAAGUGGUUGGAUAAACCCAUUCCUGGAAGGUCUGUGCAAGUAUCUAUCUGUCACUAAAUUAAAGGUCAAGGCAGACUUGAAGCAAGGAGAUCUUUUGAAUUCCUCAAACCUUGUAUGCUCCUUAAGUUUUGAUCGUGAUGGAGAAUUUUUUGCUACAGCUGGUGUAAAUAAGAAAAUAAAAGUAUUUGAAUGUGACCCAAUAAUAAAUGAGGAUCAUGAUAUCCACUAUCCUGUAGUUGAAAUGGCUAGUAGGUCAAAGCUCAGCAGUAUAUGUUGGAAUAGUUAUAUAAAAAGUCAGAUUGCUUCAAGUAACUUUGAAGGAGUGGUGCAGGUUUGGGAUGUUACAAGAAGUCAAGUGUUGAUGGACAUGAGAGAGCACGAGAAGCGUGUAUGGUCAAUUGACUUUUCCUCAGCAGAUCCAACGUUGUUGGCCAGCGGGAGUGACGACGGUUCUGUCAAGCUAUGGAGUAUCAAUCAGGGAGUAAGUGUCGGUACAAUCAGAACAAAGGCCAAUGUCUGCUGUGUUCAGUUUCCACCGGACUCUGGUCGUUUCAUUGCAUUUGGUUCAGCAGACCAUAAAGUUUAUUACUAUGAUCUCCGUACCUCAAGGACUCCUCUUUGCACUCUGAUUGGGCACAACAAAACUGUGAGCUAUGUGAAGUUUGUAGAUACAACGAAUCUUGUUUCUUCGUCCACUGAUAACUCUCUGAAGCUCUGGGAUUUAUCAACAUGUACAUCUCGAGUUAUUGAUACUCCAAUUCAAUCCUUCACUGGCCACAUGAAUGUAAAGAAUUUUGUGGGCUUGUCAGUUUCUGAUGGUUAUAUUGCUACUGGCUCAGAGACAAAUGAGGUUUUCAUAUAUCACAAAGCCUUUCCAAUGCCAGCAUUGUCAUUCAAGUUUCACAACUCGGACCCGCUUUCUGGGCAAGACACGGAUGAUGCUGCACAGUUUAUCUCUUCUGUUUGUUGGCGUGGCCAUUCCUCAACCUUAGUGGCUGCAAAUUCCACAGGGAACAUCAAAAUUUUGGAGAUGGAUUAAUUUAACUGUCUGAUCUCCUGGAUGAUGAUGUUUCAUUAUUCAUGAUUCUAGCAGAGGUAAGAAAAUCUGUACCAGAGAAAGCUUGCAAGGAUUGCAAGCAGCAUAACAAAUUUUGGUAUUAGAUCAUAGGGGAUUUGGGUAAUGUGAAGAGUGAUAAUAUUCAUUAUUCCAAUAUCAUGUAGAUAGAAAUUCAAAGGGAAUGAAAAAAGGUUAAAAAGUCAGUAUUUUGUACAACUUGCAAUGCUUGCUUGUCCAAAAUCAAUUUAUAUGAUAUUAUAAAAAUAUUAUUUUCAAUUA
Ziziphus jujuba (common jujube) is the source of this 3575-nucleotide messenger RNA. Its product is annotated as protein SPA1-RELATED 3. Gene Ontology annotation, biological process: photomorphogenesis; protein phosphorylation. The coding region runs from base 549 to 3278 and encodes 909 amino acids. NCBI's taxonomy places the organism in Eukaryota, Viridiplantae, Streptophyta, Magnoliopsida, Rosales, Rhamnaceae. The record is from RefSeq and is a predicted model, not a curated record. Gene Ontology annotation, molecular function: protein binding; protein kinase activity; ATP binding. The transcript is spliced from 8 exons.